This is a messenger RNA of Nematolebias whitei (Rio pearlfish), 785 nucleotides long. It is a transcript of the gene faima, whose product is annotated as Fas apoptotic inhibitory molecule a. Lineage: Eukaryota; Metazoa; Chordata; Actinopteri; Cyprinodontiformes; Rivulidae. The coding region runs from base 86 to 700 and encodes 204 amino acids. Gene Ontology annotation, biological process: negative regulation of extrinsic apoptotic signaling pathway via death domain receptors; positive regulation of neurogenesis; canonical NF-kappaB signal transduction. The transcript is spliced from 3 exons. The record is from RefSeq and is a predicted model, not a curated record.
GUUAGCAGCCGUCUGAAGAGUAGUGUUUACCUAUGAACACUUGGCACUGACUGCUCCAAAAUCUGCAGGAUUUGAUCAAUUAAGGAUGUCGAAUGAUCUGGCUGCUGUGUGGGAGGUGGCACUGAGUGAUGGAGUCCACAGAAUAGAGUUUGAACAUGGGACAACCACUGGCAAAAGGGUCAUCUACGUUGAUGGAAAGGUAAUCACAACCAGGCUUAAAGAGAUUAAAAUGACUCCUUCCUCUAAUCCUGAGGCAUGUUCUGAUUUCCAGGAGGUGUUGAGGCGAGACUGGAUGUUCAAGCUUGUUGGGAAGGAGACAUUUAACGUGGGCCAGGCAGACACCAAAGCAACAAUAAAUAUAGAUGCAGUCAGUGGUUUUGCCUACGAGUACACCUUGGAGGUGAACGGGAAGAGCCUGAAGCAGUACAUGGAGAACAGGUCAAAGGUCACCAGCACCUGGCUGCUCAAUUUGGAUGGCACUGACUGCAGAAUUGUCCUGGAAAAAGACACGAUGGAUAUUUGGUGUAAUGGAGAAAAGAUUGAGACCGCUGGAGAAUUCGUGGACGAUGGCACGGAGACACAUUUCACACUGGGAGACCACAACUGCUGCGUGAAAGCUGUGAGCAGCGGGAAGAGACGAGACGGGAUCAUUCACACUCUGCUCGUGGACGGCACAGAGGUAGCUGAAUGCACUGAGUGACUGUCAGCGAGAGGGAGCAAGCAGCAGAGAUUUCAUUUAAAAUCGCCAGUUAGACCAACGGAGAAACACGUUCUCAUGGGUCCAA